This is a messenger RNA of Rhodotorula toruloides NP11, 843 nucleotides long. Its product is annotated as delta(3,5)-Delta(2,4)-dienoyl-CoA isomerase. Gene Ontology annotation, cellular component: mitochondrion. The transcript has 8 exons. The coding region runs from base 1 to 843 and encodes 280 amino acids. Gene Ontology annotation, molecular function: delta(3,5)-delta(2,4)-dienoyl-CoA isomerase activity. The record is from RefSeq and is a predicted model, not a curated record. NCBI's taxonomy places the organism in Eukaryota, Fungi, Basidiomycota, Microbotryomycetes, Sporidiobolales, Sporidiobolaceae.
AUGUCCAACUACGCGAGCAAGCUGAUCAAGUGCACAUUUCCGAGUCAGGGCGUCCUCCAAGUCACGCUCGCACGCCCGCCGGUCAAUGCCUACAACUCGGAGCUGUCUGCGGAACUUCAGCGGCACUUUGAGCGGGCAAGCGGCGACCCCGACGUCCGCUGCGUCGUCUUGAGGAGUGACCUCGACAAGGGCUUCACUGCGGGACUUGAUCUAUUCGCGACGAACCUGUUGCCAGAGGCAGACGACCCUGCGCGGGCAGCACUAGCUCUGCGUCAGCACAUCAUCUUCCUGCAGCAAGCCGUCUCGUCCAUCCAGAACUGCGACAAGCCCGUCGUCGCUGCCGUCCACGGAAUCUGCUUCGGAGCGGGCGUCGACUUGUUCUCGGCGUGCGACGUCCGGCUUUGCGCAGAAGGGACCGUCUUUUCCAUCAAGGAAGUCGACAUCGGCCUCGCCGCAGACAUUGGUUCGCUUCAGCGUCUCCCUCGCGUGACCGGCAACGCCUCGCUCCUGUACGAGCUCGCCCUCACCGCGCGCAACUUUGGACCGCCCGAGGCGGAGAAGCUGGGCCUCGUUUCGCGGGUCGUUGGCGGAGGAAAGAAGGGAGUUCAGGAGGCCGCGAUGGAGUUGGCCAAGGUUAUCGCGUCCAAAUCGCCCAUCGCUACACUCUCGACCAAGCACCUCCUCAACUACUCGCGCGAGCACACGGUCGAGGAGGGUCUCCGGUACACCCAGGCUUGGAACAUGGCUAUGGUUCAAGCAUCCGACGUCCCCGCAUCGUUCCAGGCAUUCACGCAGAAGAAGCCAGCAACCUACGCUCCCCUCCCCGGUCCCGCCAAGCUCUGA